Molecule: messenger RNA, 1118 nt
Organism: Telopea speciosissima
Lineage: Eukaryota; Viridiplantae; Streptophyta; Magnoliopsida; Proteales; Proteaceae
Product: autophagy-related protein 3
Exons: 10
Coding region: 26-967 (313 amino acids)
Biological process (GO): nucleophagy; autophagy of mitochondrion; autophagosome assembly
Cellular component (GO): cytosol; cytoplasmic ubiquitin ligase complex
Molecular function (GO): Atg8-family ligase activity
Source: RefSeq, a predicted model, not a curated record
AUUGUUGUUCUAGCCUCUUGGAGAGAUGGCUUUGUCUCAGAAGCUCCAUGGAGCCUUCAAGGUUACUGUUGAGAGGAUUACAGGACCGCGUACAGUCUCUGCAUUUAAGGAGAAAGGUGUUCUUAGCAUUAGCGAAUUCGUCAUCGCUGGAGAUAAUCUCGUCUCCAAAUGCCCCACUUGGUCUUGGGAAUCUGGCGAGCCAAGCAAGCGCAAGUCCUACUUACCACCUGACAAGCAGUACUUGAUUACUAGAAAUGUACCUUGCCUACGAAGGGCUGCAUCUGUAGAAGAAGAAUAUGAAGCUGCAGGAGGGGAAGUUCUUCUUGACAAUGAAGAUAAUGAUGGUUGGCUGGCUACUCAUGGGAAUCCAAGAGAAACCAAGUGUGAUGAGGAGAAUUUGCCUUCCAUGGAGACCUUGGAAAUCAGCAAGAAGAAGACUAUUCAUUCAAUAUCCUCAUAUUUUGGGGGUGAAGAGGAAGAAGAUAUUCCUGAUAUGGCAGAGUAUGAAGAGCCAGACAAUGUUAUUGAGACAGAUCCUGCAACACUCCAAUCCACAUAUCUUGUGGCUCAUGAACCUGAUGAUGACAACAUUCUGAGGACCCGAACUUAUGAUGUUAGCAUCACGUAUGAUAAAUAUUAUCAAACUCCUCGUGUCUGGCUUACUGGGUAUGAUGAGUCAAGGAUGCUUCUACAACCAGAACUUGUACUGGAAGAUGUCAGUCAAGACCAUGCACGCAAAACAGUGACGAUUGAGGACCAUCCCCAUUUGCCUGGGAAGCAUGCAUCUGUGCACCCAUGCCGACAUGGGGCUGUGAUGAAAAAAAUAAUUGACGUUCUCAUGUCCCAUGGAGUGGAGCCUGAAGUUGACAAAUACCUGUUCUUAUUCUUGAAAUUUGUGGCCUCUGUAAUUCCAACUAUUGAAUAUGACUACACAAUGGACUUUGAUCUAGGGAGCACCAGUCAUUGAUUUGUGGUAACACCUCCCAAAUGGAAAGUUUGGAUGUAAAAUAUUGAUUCUGGGAUGCAAUUCCAAGCUCUGAUCCGUGUACAUAUUAUCUAUAGUUUUAUACAAGAUGAUGGAACAACUAAAUUUGUAUCUUAUCGAUAUCAUUGAUUGU